UCAUUUCCGUGACGGCGGUGUUUACGCUGGGUGUGUCAAAGUGUUCUUCCUCUCUCUCCUUUUCUCGUCCCCUUUCUCUCUUCCAUUAAUGUAUCGUAGUCAGCUCUCUUGUUGCCCCUUCCUUCCGUUUUCGCUUCUCUGCCACUCUCCGCACUCCACUCUCUGCCGCUCGUGGAUCCUCGGAAAAUGGUGAUGCAUUGCAUUCUCAGAGCCUUUGUUGUGCCGCACGCCCACGCGCGUCCCUCUACCUUUGGAAAUCGAGUAUCGUUCGCGGCCUCGUGUGCAUCUCUAGAGAUACGAUUUCCUACCGUAUUCGAUCGAACCACCGCGUCCCCCGCUCGUGUUCCAAUGUAAAAGUGGAAGCUGCGACAACGCUCAGAGGAAUCUUUCGAUCAUGCCCACAUUCCGCGUAGUUGCAUCCUCCUUCCAUUCUUCGCAAUACAGUGCACUGACCCUAUGCGCGUCGUGGCGUCUUCAAAACUUUGAACGAGAAGACGAAACUUUCCCCCGUGUGAUCGAAGACAUUUUUUUUUCUUAUUAGUUGUGCGCCAACCGACACAGAGGUGUAUUCCAGUGUGGAUAGAUUCUCCCGUAGGAGCCAUGAGUUAUCAAAUGUCUUCGAAUCAAUCCAGACCAAUGUCUCAUGGAAAUUAUCAGGGUUUGGGUGAUCUACCCAUGGGAUCUGCCAAAGAACAAACUUUGAUGUGGCAGCAAAAUUCUUACAUGGGUGAUUCAGGAAUACAUUCUGGCACUGUCACCCAAGCUCCAUCUUUGUCAGGCAAAGAGGAUGACGAGAUGGAAGGUGAUCAGCUGAUGUUUGAUUUGGAUCAAGGAUUUGCACAGGGUUUUACUCAAGAUCAAGUUGAUGAAAUGAAUCAACAAUUGAAUCAUACAAGAUCUCAGCGUGUUCGCGCAGCUAUGUUUCCUGAAACAUUGGAGGAGGGUAUAGAAAUUCCUUCGACACAGUAUGAUCCGGCUCAACCUACAGCUGUACAGAGAUUGGCAGAACCGAGUCAAAUGUUGAAGCACGCGGUUGUCAAUUUGAUAAACUAUCAAGAUGACGCAGAUCUUGCAACACGUGCAAUACCAGAAUUAAUAAAGUUGUUAAACGACGAGGACCAAGUUGUUGUGUCUAAAGCAGCGAUGGUAGUUCACCAACUUUCCAAGAAGGAAGCAUCUCGUCAUGCUAUUAUGAACAGUUCACAAAUGGUAGCUGCUUUAGUUCGUGCCAUUUCAAACAGUGACGACCUAGAAUCGACGAAAGCAGCAGUCGGCACCUUGCACAAUUUGUCUCAUCAUAGACAAGGUCUGUUAGCCAUUUUCAAAAGCGGAGGAAUACCAGCUCUUGUGAAGCUUUUGAGUUCUCCAAUGGAAUCCGUAUUGUUUUACGCAAUCACGACUCUCCAUAAUUUACUUUUACAUCAGGAUGGUUCUAAAAUGGCUGUACGGCUUGCCGGAGGAUUACAGAAAAUGGUUGCACUACUACAGCGGGAUAACGUCAAAUUUUUAGCUAUAGUAACUGACUGCUUGCAAAUUCUUGCAUACGGUAAUCAAGAGAGCAAAUUAAUUAUAUUAGCUUCUCAAGGACCAAUAGAGUUGGUACGCAUAAUGCGUUCUUACGAUUAUGAGAAGCUUCUAUGGACGACUUCAAGAGCCUUGAAAGUGUUGUCCGUUUGUCUUAGUAAUAAACCGGUGAUAGUCGAAGCUGGUGGUAUGCAAGCUCUUGCUAUGCAUCUCGGUAAUCCAAGCCAGAGACUCGUCCAAAAUUGUUUGUGGACGUUACGAAAUUUAUCGGACGCUGGCACCAAAGUCGAUGGAUUAGAGGGUUUAUUACAGAGUCUUGUACAAGUUCUUAGCUCCACCGACGUAAAUGUCGUUACAUGUGCCGCUGGUAUCUUGUCGAAUUUGACUUGCAAUAAUCAACGUAAUAAGGUAACAGUAUGCCAAGUGGGAGGUGUCGACGCUCUUGUACGUACAAUCAUUUACGCGGAUAGUCGGGAGGAGAUCAGCGAACCAGCGGUAUGCGCGCUUCGUCAUUUAACGUCACGUCACGUGGAAGCGGAAAUGGCACAGAAUUCAGUCCGCCUAAAUUACGGAAUUCAGGUUAUAGUAAAACUUUUACACCCGCCCUCACGUUGGCCAUUGGUUAAAGCUGUAAUAGGAUUAAUUCGCAAUUUGGCGCUUUGUCCCGCGAAUCACGGGCCGCUUCGUGACCAUGGCGCGAUUCAUCAUCUGGUCAGGCUUUUGAUGCGUGCUUUUCCCGAGACACAACGACAACAACGUUCAUCCGUGGCAAGUACUGGAAGUCAGCAAACAUCAGGCGCGUACGCGGAUGGCGGUGUUCGAAUGGAGGAAAUAGUGGAAGGUACUGUGGGAGCGCUUCAUAUCCUCGCGAGGGAAUCACACAACAGGGUCAUUAUCAGAUCUCAGAACGUAAUUCCGAUCUUCGUACAGUUGCUAUUUAACGAGAUUGAAAAUAUUCAACGCGUCGCAGCUGGCGUACUUUGCGAACUUGCCGCGGACAAAGAAGGUGCCGAAAUGAUCGAACAAGAAGGUGCUACUGCUCCUUUAACGGAGUUGCUUCACUCUAGAAACGAAGGUGUCGCGACUUAUGCGGCAGCUGUGCUAUUCCGCAUGAGUGAAGAUAAACCACAAGAAUAUAAGAAACGACUCUCCAUGGAACUCACCAACUCUUUGUUACGCGAGGAUACAAACCUUUGGAAUAACGCUGACUUUGGGAUGGGUCCAGAUCUACAGGACAUGCUUGGCCCUGAUCAAGGCUAUGACGGUAUGUAUGGACAAGGACCUCCUAGUGUACACAGCAGCCACGGAGGUCGAGGGUAUCAACCGCAAGGUUAUGACCAGAUACCAGUAGAUUCGAUGCAAGGGUUGGAAAUAGGUGGAGGGUCGACAUAUGGCGCGAUGGACACUAUGGACGUAGCGCACGAGGGUGACCUGAGUUUCGAUCAUUUAGGAGAGCUUCCUGCACCCCCGCAAGAUAAUAACCAGGUUGCAGCUUGGUACGACACCGAUCUAUGAAAUUGUGCCAGCAUCGUAUCUCGCCAGAGAAACGGAUCCGUGAGGCUCUUAAGUAAUUUCAAUACGGACUAGUAGUAUCAUUAACGUAACUACGCAAUCGUGGCGGUACUUUGCUUCGUUCGAUGCUCUGUACGCGCCUCCGAUCGCUGUCGAUGUAUUAGACUUAAGUGAGAGACACGUAAUUCAUACACACCAUGUAUAUGUAUCAUUUAAUUGCUCAUACGAAUAAACUGAACGAUUAAGUAUUCAAA
Messenger RNA from Bombus terrestris (buff-tailed bumblebee), 3290 nucleotides. RefSeq names its product armadillo segment polarity protein. Gene Ontology annotation, molecular function: transcription coactivator activity; cadherin binding; protein phosphatase binding. Gene Ontology annotation, cellular component: catenin complex; adherens junction. Bases 601 to 3039 code for a protein of 812 amino acids. The transcript has 7 exons. The record is from RefSeq and is a predicted model, not a curated record. Gene Ontology annotation, biological process: cell adhesion; positive regulation of transcription by RNA polymerase II. NCBI's taxonomy places the organism in Eukaryota, Metazoa, Arthropoda, Insecta, Hymenoptera, Apidae.